Messenger RNA from Auanema sp. JU1783, 1476 nucleotides. NCBI's taxonomy places the organism in Eukaryota, Metazoa, Nematoda, Chromadorea, Rhabditida, Rhabditidae. The record is from the annotation of a GenBank genome assembly.
AUGAGAACAAGCCCACCAAGAAAAAAUUCAAUGCGUGGUUUACAUCAUCAUGAUGCUUUGACUAAAGUCAAAAAAAUAGAAAGAAAGAGAAAUGCCAGCGUUAGCGAUGGACAUGCUUACAACAAGAAGAUCAAAAAAAUUCACGAUGAAUUCAUAGAGAAAGCCAAGGAAGUCAUUCCCGAGAAAAAGACGUCAACUGUGAAAACUCCCGACGAAAUUCUUUUCGAUCCCGAUUGUGAUCCUCAGAAUCCAGUAAAAAUCACUUUCUCUGAUAUUUCCAGCGCUGCUUUCAGCAUCAAGUCUGGAAUUCAGAAGACACCAUGCUCUCGAUCCUCACAACUGUCUACUCUCUACGGGAUGGAUUUAUAUUUCAAGAAAGAAUAUUUGCAAGUUACUGGGUCAUUCAAAGAGAGAGGUGCUCGAUAUGCGAUUUCUCGUUUGACCGAAGCUGAAAGGAAGGCUGGAGUGAUUGCCGCUAGUGCUGGCAAUCACGCUUUGGCUUUAUCGUUCCAUGGACAACAACUGGGAGUACCUGUUACUGUGGUCAUGCCUGUUGUUGCUCCUCUUAUGAAGAUAUCUUUAUGUAGAUCAUACGGGGCUAAUGUCAUUCUCAAAGGUGACAAUAUUGGAAAAGCAAAAGACUUUGCUAUGAGACAUGCUAAAGAACACGGAAUGAAAUAUAUCAAUGGUUACGACGCUGCAGCUGUCUUGGCUGGCCAAGGAACUAUAGGAUUAGAAAUUUUGGAGCAAGUCAAUGAUGUUGAUGCUGUCAUUGUGCCUGUUGGCGGUGGCGGUCUUAUUGCUGGUGUAGCUCUUGCUAUCAAAACCCUGAAACCUGCCGUUCAAAUAAUUGGAGUUGAGUCUGAGACUUGUCAAUCAUGGACUGAUGCGGUUGCAGCAGGAAAGCCCAUAUUAUCAAAUGUUAGCAGCAGUUUAGCUGAUGGAUUGGCUGUUCCUCUAGUUGGAGGAAAUUCCCUCGCAACUGCUCAUGGUUAUAUUGACAAAAUGGUUACAGUUCAUGAGGAAUUCAUUGCUUUGAGUAUUCUGCGACUUUUGGAAAUGGACAAGGCUGUAGUCGAAGGAGGUGGAGCCGUUGGUUUGGCAGCCAUCAUCAGUGGAAAACUACCUGAGCUUAAAGGAAAAAGAGUCGUUUCGAUCUUAACAGGAGGAAACAUUGACACCACCGUCCUAGGAAGAGCAAUUGAAAGAGGUCUCGCAGUCGAUGGACGUUUAAUUCGUUUGGAAGUUAUAGUAUCUGACAGACCUGGAGGUAUUGCUGAGUUGGCUACCAGAAUAGCUCAACUCGGAGCCAGCAUCAAAGAUAUAUUCCAUGAAAGGGCAUGGCUCAGUACAGAUGUGUUUUCCGUGAAGGUGAAAGUAGUAAUAGAAACAAGGGACAAAGAUCAUGUGAAAGAGAUCGAAGCAUUCUUAAAGGAGAAAUAUACUGGGGUCAUUAUUCUCGAUGUACAUUCUUAA